Penicillium waksmanii is the source of this 1728-nucleotide messenger RNA. RefSeq lists its product as uncharacterized. Bases 1 to 1728 code for a protein of 575 amino acids. The record is from RefSeq and is a predicted model, not a curated record. Lineage: Eukaryota; Fungi; Ascomycota; Eurotiomycetes; Eurotiales; Aspergillaceae. The transcript is spliced from 4 exons.
AUGAGUCAACCCGAGAUUCCUCCAGAGAUCUGGCAUCUCAUUCUCAAAGCUCAACGACACAAGCUACCCACUCGAGGGGAUCUUGCCAAUGUCUGCUCGGUCUCCAGAUUAUUCGAUACCCUUGCCACUCCACUACUGUACCGAUCAGUCAUUUUACGCCGGGUGAGUGAGGACUGGUCGCUAUUUCCGGAUGAUUUUGAAGCCACUGAACGGCCAAAAUGUAUUGGAGAUCUUAAUUUCGGUCUUUUUUAUCGACUUCUGGACGAUAGGAAUGAGGUAUUGCGAGAAUUUGUGCGUGAAAUGACCUUCAACCUUGACGGCACCGACAAGGAUAUAUCUCGUGCCUGGGACAAAUUGAAGCCACCCCAGGACCUCUUGGCUGGACUGGUCAGAAAGCUUCCAAAUCUAGAGGCUGUCUACUUCCUAGGAGAGCUCCCCAUAUCCAACGCCCUUGUGAAUGCAUUUCUCGCCCAUAAUAAAUCUCCAAAGCUUUAUUUGAAACGCGAACAGGGGCUCAUCAGGACGGAAGCUCGCAUUCCGUUUGUGCGGGAAGUAUGUAUCUUUGUGGACUCCACCGCCACAGCCCCUACUAGAGAAUUGCAGCCUGGGGAGAGAGAGUUCAGGCCCCAAAGACUAGCUCUGCAUGAGACUUUCGCCGCAUAUCCGAAUCUUGAAGACUUGUCAGUUUCGAUCAAUCUUUUACGAGGAGGGUGUGUGAUGGAUUACUCCCCUCCUUCAACAGAGAUAGUACCGCUUUCGAUACCGGAUGAAUUCAUCUUCCCACCGCUGAAAAAUCUCUCAUUGAGCGGCUAUCAUAUCACAGAUGAAGAGAAACAUCUCUGGAAACAGAGAUUCCCUUGGGGAGGAUUAGAAUCUCUCACUCUGGGAGUUCAGACCCACAGUGGCGUACUGCAGUCGGCUACUGGGAACGUGCAUAACUUGAAGAAGUUCCAGAUUACAAGCUUUACCCGCUAUACUGCUUCUAACUCAAGCCCUGAGCUUGACUCGUUCUUGUCCUCCUUCCAUUCCCUAGAGAGCCUCACUGCUAAGGGACUUGUCCCUUCGAUGAAUUCUGUGAUCAACCAUUCCCAUCUCAAACACCUUUGUCUCCAUGCCAUCGAAGAGACCGAUCAGGAGAGGAAGACACUGACUUUGGAGGAGAUAAAAGGCUUGGAUCAGCAUUGUCCAAAUGUCACAAGCUUGGAGCUAGAUAUAAAUCCAAAUGGAACAUGGCCAAACGACACAAUGGAGGCUAUUGCAACCAGAUUUGAAAAUCUUCGCGAACUGACAAUUCAUGUCGGACUGGGAAUAUCAAUUGCAAUAAAGAAUGCGCAAAACGGAUUCCCACUGACGAAAGCCUUUAAAUCGGUCUUGACCGAAGAAAUCGCAAGAGCCUCUGCUAAAAGAUUCCUCGAAUGCAGAGGACUGUCAAACUUAAAGAAAAUUACAUUGAAAACCGGCGAAGAUCUACGUUGGUUCCCACAAUGGCAUCCUGGAUACGCUGAUGCGGAAGAGGAAUGUUCGAGGAUAUUCGAGAUAGAUGCGCGCCUGGGACAGGACGGUGAAAUCAUCCUCGAAGAGCUAGACAGUACACGGGCUAGCAUUCUGAAGAGGUUGCGGAGUCCGAAUGGGACAUUUAACCGUGGAUUCUUUGGACAAGCUCCUACACGAAUCAGUACAGCGCCGCGGGUGUUUCAGGCGUCGUCCUUUAGUGCAAGCUCAACUUGA